This is a messenger RNA of Pocillopora meandrina, 6834 nucleotides long. The record is from the annotation of a GenBank genome assembly. Lineage: Eukaryota; Metazoa; Cnidaria; Anthozoa; Scleractinia; Pocilloporidae.
CAAGGCAACCCUCCAGUGAUAACAAAUUUCCCAAAAGAGGAUUUGGUUAAACCAGAGGACGUGAAAUUCAAGUCAGAUCCAAGCUUCACACUUCCUUGCAAUGCCACCGGAUCCAACUUAACGUGGACCUGGAAGCAUAAUGGGACAGCUAUAACUGACAGCUCACACUUUGACCUGAGUGAAGAUGGUACCUUGACUGGCAAGAACCUCCGUGCAAUCCACAGUGGUACAUACCAGUGCUUUGUCAAGGACGAAGUCACUGGCGCUGUGGCAUUUAGCAGGAAACUUAAAGUCGCGGUCACAGGUACCAAUGUGAAUCGUAUUAUAACUUGUUGAACAUUUCACAUCAGCAGUCCGAUCGGUCUGCAACGACUUCAACUCUGAGCUAGAUGUUCACAUAGUGGUCAGCGCCCUCAACUAGGGUUGGCUCGAAGGCUAGCCAGGUGAUAAUGCUUUGCUUCUGGCAAAGAAAUACGCUUCAUAGUGCUUCUGUCCACACACGAGUAUAUAUAUAUAUAUAUGAGUGUCAACGAAUUGUUAAGGAAACGUAAUGAAAUGCUGAGAUGUAACAGGCGCUAGACAGCGCACAGGCUAACUAGGAAUUAAGUUUGACAGUCCGAGUUGAUUUUCUCGUACCUUGGCUCUAUUUCGCCAGGUUGCCAACAAUGCUUUUGUUGCUUAUUGGGCCGUUAUCGAAAGGCCAAAGGUUCGUCCUUGUUGAGGACUUCAGUUUUUUUUUUCGCUCCACGCUUAUUCAAUUAUAUUCUGAAAAAGCUUUCCAUGAAGCUACUUUGAUAUACGGCCUAGCUAUCACUUGCCAAGUUUUUUUACAGUUUGGGCGAUAAUCAUUCGAACAACUAAUCGUAAGAUAUCGACUCGACUCCUGUUGGAAGAACUCGGGAUUUCCUCUUUCGAGUUCGCCUGUGUCACUCUAGCUGUAGAAAACCAUCAGUCUUUUUUCUUCCCCCAUACAUUUUAAUUCGUUUUACAUAAUUUCUUUUCCUCCUAGUCGUUGGCAACUUCAUCGAUCGCAAGGAUCACGUGGUAAAAGUAAAUCUCGGCGAGUCUUUCUACUACGACUGUCCACCUCAUUCAUACAGCCAUGGGGUGGUCUACAGCUGGGGAAACAUCGGUAACGAUGCACAAUACACAUUCGCAAGAAAUGAACGUCGGUCUAUUUUAAGCAAUGGUACUUUGUAUAUUACGUAUUUAACGCAAAAAGACAUCGAUGAUAUUGAAUCGUACGAUGGCAUCAAGUGUACCAUUUCUGGAGCGAAUUCUUUUCAAAGAUCUGGGACCUUGAGACUGGAGAAGAUCAAUGAAAAUCAAACAGGUAAUGCAGAAGCAAGAAAAUAUCAUUUGUUAUUCCCUAGUGCAGCAUUUCUUUCUUUUCCCCCAAAUCAGGAUCGAGAAAACGAGUAGAGGUAUCUUUUCUGCCUUAGAACUGUAUUAAAAUAAAAGCAUACCAUUCCUGUAUCUCAUCUAAGGGGUAUACCAAUAUCAUCGGUCACUGCUAGCCACCAAAUCAGAGAAAAGCUUCGGUAGCUACUGAAGACAUACCCUUGGCCCAUGAAUUGACUCGAAUUUGUGAAAAGUGUGCGCAGGCGUUGGCAAACCUAGUGAUCUCUAUGUUUCCUUCCUUUUCAUUACUGUAGAAAAGAACCUCUCCGAGGCUCGUGGUAUGUUCGCCUUUCUCAUAAGCGGACACUUACUUGUGUAAAACUCGUUACUCCGUUCCAUUUGGGUCAAGCCAUCGACAACUGCAGUACCAAUUACCUAUUAACAUUUACUGAGUAGAUGUUAGCGUUAGUCCAGAAGUUUUCGCUGCAUACAUGCUUUCACCAACCUCUGACUCGAGUAUGAGCCUUCAAGUGGCGAACUCAAAACGGGAAAAUUUAGCUGCGCCAUAAGGGAAGGUGCAAAAACAAACAAACAAACAAACAAACAAAACAAAACUAAACAAGUUGCCUUAUUUUAAACAUAUCUUUAAAUUUUCACAGAUUCUGAAAACUCUACUUCACCCUCGUGGUUACUAACCCCAAAUGAGAAAGAGAGUGCCGUAGAAGGAAAGAGCAAGAUUUUGUAUUGCUUUGCAAAUGGAAGGUUAGUUUUCUCGGAAUGUCACCUUUAGCACAGUAGAGAGCAAAUCUUUCAAGAGUUGUCACGAAAAUUGCUCAGUCUUCGUGGGCAGGUACAACGGAACUGGAAUAACUGAAGAGUCAGUUUACUUCCAGUAAAUUUCGUUUAAAAAAGGCGCCAAUAGAAACCAAACUAUUCUGUUCGAUUACCAGCUCUUUACGUCGCGUGUCGUAUCGGAAAGAUAAGGAUCACAGUCAAUUAUUUCAUUGCUGUUACUAUUAGCGUUGAUGGUUGAUUCGAAGUUUAAUGACGUUUUACUCUUAUCUAAUGUAAGACCAACACCACAAAUUACUUGGAAGAAGGAUGGACGCAAGCUAACAGAUGGACAGAACUCGUUUAGCAUUUCUCCCACUUUCUUUGGAAGACGUCUUUCCAUUGAAAGUGUUGAUGAGACCAAUCACCAAGGCGUCUACACUUGUGAGGCCGAAAACGCUAUGAACACAGGCAACCCAAUCACUUCCAAUACUACACUUACAAUAGAAGGUAAGGAUUCAGGUUCUAGCGAGUAAUUCUUCCCUUACGAGUUAGGCGGGGGGAGGGGGAAACUCCUUGCUAUUACUAAAAUCCUAUUGUAAAUAAAAAUACCUUUAAAAUUACGCACUCCCUGCCUUACCGCAGGAGUUAUCAGAAACUUGGGUCCUUAUAGUCAGGUAACAAAAGUCCCUAUAUUCCGUUUGGCGUAUUGUGCGUUGACCUUAGUGUGAAGCCUGUAAACGAAAGAGGAACCGUUGAGUCGUCUUUGAGUCGUAACCAGGAACAAUGUAACAACGGAUAACUUGUCUGAACUCACACUGUAGAACAGAAUAACUCGUCUGCACAUACUCUGUUCAACAGAAUGGCUUGUCUGAACAUAGCCUGUACGACAGAAUAACGUAUUUAAGUGACCUUUAAGAGACAUAGUGAACUGCUGGCAAAUCUGCUAGAAUUUAGGUCGAGAGUUUCGCUUUCGAACCGUGGACAGGGUUACUGUUUUGUGCUGUUUUCAGGGCACUACAUUAUCAGAGUAUCAGCGCACUGUCAAGGAUACUUGACUGAUCUAGGAGGAUAAAUAAUACACCUACUCACUUAUUUGUACGAAAACGCGAUUGCCUACGCGAAAAGUGCUUCUUGGAGUACUUCCUCGUUUAAAAAAAACCCGCUCACCUCAAAGUUUAUAAGCGCCUCAUUAGAAAUCCUAAACAAUUCUUUUUCAUACCCAAUCAUACUUAUAUCCUUGUGGUUUUCUGUGUUCUCUUUAAUUUUUCAACUCUUUAGCCUAAUAUUAUUUUGAGAUUCCCUUGAGAUUGAAGGUAAUUCUGAUUAUUAAGAACACGAACAAACCAGGAAACACAGAAAAAAAAAGGAAUGAAGAACAAAACCAAAAAAUAAACAAACAAAAAACAAUAACAUUAUGCUCUAACACCCUUGCGAUCCUAUUCCACUUCGCAGUUCCACCAAAAUGGGCAGCGAAUCCUCCACCAAAUGACAUCACCAUCGUCAUUGAAAAAAACGGCACGUUGGAUUGUCAAGUAACAGCAAACCCUGCUGCAAUAACGACAUGGUAUAAAAAUGGAGAAGUACUUCAGCCUUCUGGGUAAGUUUGCAUAAUAAUAUUUCUUAAAACACAGGGAGGUAAACUUGAUAGCGUUGCAUCCUAUACUUCGUGUAAAAUGAAACCACAAAAGCUCAAAAUAAACCCAAACAAGAGUUAUUGCCUUUGAAUGUAAACUCUUGACGUGAAAUGAGGUGAGUUAGCGCGCGGUUAAAGAGACGAGCAAAACGAGAACUGGGAAGAGCUAUUUAGCUUGACUAGCGCAAAAAAGUUUCAGAAUCAAGUGCCAUUUGCAGUGACAUUCACGUAUCCCGAAUUAUUUUGGAUGAAUGUCGAAGAUAUGAGAUCACUGAACCACUCUGCUCAUCAAACACAAAAUAUUUCGCUACUGAUUGUUCAAUGACGAAUAAGGAAUAAAAGAGUUUUAUGUGUUACUCUCCCUCAAAAUGAGUUAUGUAUUAUUCUACCUCUAAAUCAAACAUCUUAAAUAGGUCAAAAUGUUAUAUAUCGAUUCAUUUCUAAAUAUUUUGAGGAAAAUUUAACCCAAUUUGCCUUGAGGGCCUACAGCCCUUUGAAUGAUGGAAACGCCCAGAGCAUCUCGAAAAACACAAAAAGUAUUCGCGUUCAUGCGUUUUAAACUUUGUAAUUAGCUCCCGAAUCUACUAAUUAUAUGUUUUCCUUUUGGAAAAUUUAGGCGUCUUGUCUUAGCUGACAACAAGUUACAUCUAACAGAUGUGAAUCUUGACGAUACAGGCGUUUAUCAAUGCGAGGCCACCAAUGCUCAUGGCACGAUCAUAUCUUCAACUUGGGUCUACGUUUCAGGUACCUAAUCGCAAGCAAAAAUUAAGAGUGCACUCGGAAGACUUUUAGAUGACUGAGGCCAGUUGUAAAAAGGACGGAUAAAUCUAUCCAACAGAUAGACCGCCAUAAAGUGGAUAAGUGUUAACAAAGCGUAUUACACUAUUCAGUGGAUAUAUAUUUACCCGGUAGAUGCAUUAUCUACCCUUCGAACAACCGGGGCCUGGUGGUUAGCGUGUAAUACUGCGGAUUGAGAUGUCCAGGUUUUAUCCCUGGCUGGUUAUCGGGUAGCAGUCUUCUCCAUAAACUUAACUCUUGAAUUACAAGCAACCUUCCGGCAAUCUGACCAACAGUCAUGGUCACCACCAUGGUGACUUACCAGCCAAGGACUCCUAUCCCAUUUGUGAGGAUUAUUCAGUAGAGAAACUAGAAUAAGCUUAGUAAUGUUGCCUUCCUACAUUACAACAUUACCAAUAGAGAUCUGAAUGCAAGUUAAUGCAAAAUAUAGCUUUCCUGCAUACUGAACAAGCAAUACAGUCUCCAUUAUGAGACGUAAUUACACCCUUUCGUAAUCGAAAAACUGUAAAACUGUUGACAGGUCGAUACCUUGAAUUUGACACCACCACCAAGACUCGGCUGAUGCCUUUUAUCCGCCAAAAUAACUAAUGUCGGCAUACAACCACUGUUUCGCCAUUGAAGAAUCUCGAACUCAUAGUGGCCAUCGACUUAGAAUCGAGAGGUUUCUGAUGAAAAUGGUUAGCCAUAUUGCUCGGUAUAACUCUCAUAACAAACUCACAAAAUUACUUCAUAUCAUUCUCGCGACAGCUUGGAAGCCAUCUUUUGAAAACGUGCAGUUUGGUCCUUUUCAUCUGCUCAAUGAGAAAGAGGCUAGGUUACCUUGUAAGCCUAGCACAGGAGCGCCGCAACCAUCAUAUCGCUGGUUUAAAGAUGGCGAGCUUAUUACUUACGAAGAGAACAGUCGCUACAAGUUGGAUAUGGACGGAACACUGGUUAUAAAAGAAGUCGAUAAGGAUCAAGAUGGGGUCAACUACACUUGCAAGGCAAGCAACCUUAUGGGCGAAGACUCUAUAAUCACAGUGCCAAUUAUUCUUGGUAAGCAAUGUCAGUUUUACAAAUCAGUAACAAAUUUCUACAGCUAUUUUAUCACGAAAGGAAAUCAAUUUGAACGGAUGUCAUCCAUACUUCUGCGUUUGAUCGUUUGUUCUGAGAAAGACUUUUGACGGUGAUGGCGACUGGUGCUUCGACGACUUUAGCGGAAAUCAACUCAGGGGUCAGUAAUGACGAUGAUGAUUAUGACUCGCCUAAUAUGCGAGUUUGGCUGUGGUUAUUCGGCGCAACCUGUACAUGUGCCAGAACGCAUUAGAGGGGAACUGAAGGCUGAAAUUUUCAUCUUAUUCGCUUUCAUCUCUAGCUUUCUUUAGAGGAAUAAGAUUAAGUCUCGAUAUUUCUUUUCGUUCAAUUCUUGUUAUUUACGAGAAAAUUAGAUUUGAAGUUCCCUUUUUCCCGCUUUGGCGGCCGUAACGCCGUCGUCUAAAAACUAUUAUCAGCGGUUGAAAAUGUCACGUCAGUGGUGCGUUCACUAUUCAUUUUGUUAACUGCAGUUCCACCAAUGUUGACAACUGAGCCUUCAAACCAGACAGUCCUUGAGGGUACCACCGUAACAUUCCAAUGUAGUGCCACAGGAAACCCCACUCCAAACAUAACAUGGACAAAAGAUGGCAAGGGAGUGGGAUCUGGGAACAUUCUACGCUUUCAGACCAACAGAAAUCAAUCUGGAAAAUACUGGUGUUCGGCAGAAAAUGGAUUAAAUAUUACCGCCAAUGGAAGCGCUUUUCUAAAUGUCCUAUGUAAGUAGAAAUCGCGCCGGAAACGAGAUAACAUCAUGCCAAAUAUUUCAGUUUGAGCCACGUGACUCAAGAGUUUCAUUAAGAGGAUAUCAAAUUGAUUUCCUCUUGGUUUCAUUUGAAGAAUUUGCAGAAAAAGCAUUGUGUUAAGCCAACCUUUCACUUAAUAAAACAUAUUCUCAUUACAUUCUCAAUUUUAUAAACCAUUGACGUUAUUAUCGAACGCAUUUUAUUAUUAUUUCAGACAAACCAAGCUUGACUACCCUUCCUUCGGAUCAAAUUGUUUUGGAGGGUAACACGGCCACAUUCCAUUGCGAGGCCACUGGAAAUCCAGCACCAAAGAUAACGUGGAUGAAAGAUGGGAAAACUGUUUCUCAAGAACAACCAUUGAAUAUUGAAACCCACAGAAAUGAUUCUGGAAAGUACUGGUGUCUAGCAGAGAACGGAUUAAAUUCCACUGUUAAUGCUAGUGCUAUGCUUGAUGUUCAAUGUAAGCGAUGA